ACGCACUCUGUCAGCGUCCAAAUGCUCGUAACUGGAUUCAGUUCUAAAUAGUACAGUCCGCAACAACUUUGCUCAAGUUAUAUUUGAAUUAUCUAAAGCACGCAUGCUACCAAUUCAGCUCAAUCCAGAUGAUUUAGAAACAGGAGGGGAAAUUCUUGGUAGUGCGCGUCUCUUAUGAAAACUGGAAAGGCAAUGGUUUGAAUUUCAGAAAUGCUAGAAAUCUGACGUUGUAAUUUUAGGCUUGGUAAAUCGAACGUUUUUCAUGACAAUUUAUGUUGGCGCGAGGAUGGUAAUUUGAACCAAUUGCUUGAAUUUUGAUACUUCCUCUGUCCUUUGAUGUUGAAACAUAUGUAUCUAGACAUAUUUCAGUGCUAGAUACAUCCGUUUGAGCGUCAAUUAAUAUGGGGCGGAUGAAAUACUUUACAGGUCAACGCAAUUCAACUCAACAUUUCACUUGAGUUGGAUAUGAUGUCGUAUUAGGGGUAGAUAGUAAGCGGGAAUAGUCAAUGGAUUAUUGCUUUCAGGAUCACAUUAAUAAUGGAUCUGGACCAGUUUCAUAAUAUCAUCACUGCAUGGGCUGCUUUUUGCAUGGUUCAAGGGGCUGGUCAGAAGGUUUUCAAGGUGUUGUCAAUGAACCAUUCAUAUAUUGUUGAUUUGAACUGUGAGAGUUGUGACUGCAAAAGAUGGGAGCUGUCUGGGAUUCCAUGUCAUCAUGCCAUAGCUUGUGCUAGAGAGGAGAGGAUAGAUCCUGAGAGCCUGGUGCAUGAAUGCUACUCUGUAGCUACUUACAAAAAAGCUUAUAGUUUCAAUAUCAAGCCGAUGAGGGACCAAGAGCAUUGGACAAGGAUGGAAGGAGUGGAUGUGUACCCACCUGUGUACACCAAGGUGAUGGGUAGACCAAGGAGAAAUAGAAAGAAAGAUCCAGAAGAGAAGCUUGACAAGGAAGGGGGCAAGAAACUGACUAAACAUGGUGUAAGCAUGCACUGUUCUGUUUGUGGAGCAGCAAAUCACAACAAGAAAGGUCAUCAGAAGUGGGCAGAAACAAAUAGAGAGGCACCAGUAGCUACAGAUGAUGAUUCAGAAGAGGAGUUUGAUGAUCCAUCCAUAAUUUCAAACAUCAUGCCACACACAAUUCAUCCAUCUAUGGAUCCAACUCAAACACCAGGAUCAAUGGUUUACCUCAUGCAGCAAAUGGAGAGGAUGUCAUAUCAACCAGUCAUGGACCAUGGUCCUCUUCCUGAAUCUUCAUUUGUCGCACAAGCUAGAGCUAGCAUUCCUCCACCAAGAGUGACAACUGCUAUGGCUACUGGAAGAGUUAGGAGGAGGGGUGUUACUGAAGAUAUUCCAGAGGAUGUGCCUCAAUCCAGCCACCAAACAAGUGAUAAUGCAAGAGGCAGGAAGAGGCAGGCUAAAGGAGGUGGUAGAGGAAAUGCUACAGGAAGUGGUACGGGAAACGCUUCGCGAGGUGGUAGGGGAAAUGCUACAAGAGGAAGUGGAAGGACAAGAGGAGAAGGUGCAAGAGGAGGAACUGGAAGAGGAAAUGGUGGAAGAGGAACUCUAUAUGACAAUGGAGGAAGGACUGGACCAGGGGCUGGAUUUUGGAACUUGAUGUUUGCACCUGAUUCAGAUAAGUCACAUGUCGCAGCAGAGGAAGAGCCAAUCACACAAAAUGCACCACAAGGGGAUGAGUGGGAUGAUGACUUCGUCCACAUGUAGAUAUACAAACUGAUGCAGAAGUUCAUGACUGAACUUUAUGGAAUGCAACUAAGUUCACCAAUGAACUUCAUUUGUCUAUUUAGAGGCCUCUUUUCAUGUAAACAUGUAAUGCACUUAAGUAUGUUGACAUGAAGCACAUUGGCAGUAUCUUUCAUUGUUCAAGUGUUUUGUGAACCUGCUUUCAAAAUUUAUUAUUCAAGAGUUAUGUGA
Messenger RNA from Triticum aestivum (bread wheat), 1926 nucleotides. RefSeq lists its product as uncharacterized. Bases 538 to 1716 code for a protein of 392 amino acids. The record is from RefSeq and is a predicted model, not a curated record. The transcript is spliced from 4 exons. Gene Ontology annotation, molecular function: zinc ion binding. NCBI's taxonomy places the organism in Eukaryota, Viridiplantae, Streptophyta, Magnoliopsida, Poales, Poaceae.